Messenger RNA from Athene cunicularia (burrowing owl), 7932 nucleotides. Its product is annotated as BTB/POZ domain-containing protein KCTD5-like. The transcript has 7 exons. Gene Ontology annotation, cellular component: cytoplasm; Cul3-RING ubiquitin ligase complex. Gene Ontology annotation, molecular function: cullin family protein binding. Lineage: Eukaryota; Metazoa; Chordata; Aves; Strigiformes; Strigidae. The coding region runs from base 6291 to 7001 and encodes 236 amino acids. Gene Ontology annotation, biological process: protein homooligomerization; proteasome-mediated ubiquitin-dependent protein catabolic process. The record is from RefSeq and is a predicted model, not a curated record.
UAUUCGUUCUGAUUCAGUUUUAGUUGGGAACGAAAAGCCACCAAUUAAGAUUUUUAUUUAUGGAAUGGUUUGUAGUGAUGGACAUCAAGUGUUUGUAUAUAGCGCUGCCUCUGAAAGAGGGUUGGGAGCACAAUGGACAAAAAUGGAUAUACAGUACAGCACACUGAGGGAAGAGGAGGGGGCAUCUUACAACCCUUGAAUGUAUAACCAGCAGGUUGGAAAUAGUGGUGGGUUUUAUUUUUAUUUUCAAAUAGGCUGGUAGUAAAUUUCUUCAUUUUCUUACACGUAACCUCCAGAAAGGAUGUUUUAAAUGCUGAAGAAUUUAGGGAACAGAACCUGAAUAGUGUUCCAGAGUUAGAGAUAAAAUACCUUAAAGCGUGGUGGUGUGGGAUUGUGUUUUGUUGUCUUUGGUUUGGGUUGGGUUUUUUUGGGGAGGAUUAGCUUACGCUGACCUAUAAAAAUAAAUUAAAAAAUGUAGGUGACUUGCUGCUAGGUCAGAAACUGUCUUUACUUGGGAGGGAGUAGGAAAGCUUUCUUCUAAGGUUUCUUAAAUAAAGAUAAGCACACUUAAUUAUUAAUGCACCUGUUUAAUGUGUUCCACUGCAAAAAGGUGCUUAUUUGCUAUCUCUCCAUGUCAUCAGGGAGAGAAAGAGAAGGCCAUUUUUAGAAGAAAUGCUUUCAUUCUAGGUAAGGCAUUUGGUUGCCUUUUUUUGCUGGUUGAUGAAUCAAUUGUCUUUCACAAGCACAAUCGGUGAGGUGUUGGUAUCUUGCAAGAAUUUAAAGAGGCUACUAAUGUAAACAUUUUCUUUUUUAGUGUGCUUACAUUCUUGGGUUGUAGCAGCAAAUCACAAAUUUAUGCUAAGGUUAUUUAACAGGAUAUGGAGAGACAUGAUAAAUUGUUUUCACGUUUCUAGACUUAUGUAGUGAUAGUUGUUAAUAGCGUACAUGACAACUGCAAGCUAGUUGCAGUCACAGCCUUGGAGAGAUAUCCUUUGCUUACAAGGAACAUGCCUACACAUUAUUUGAGCUGCUUAGAUAGGACAAAGUGUCAUCCUUUUUUGCCAGUGUAGAAGUCUAAUGGAAACCACUUUAGCAAGAUGCAAACAAAUUGCAUUGUCCUGUCAUUGUGAGUAGUCUUUUUUAUAAAGUUGUAGCUGGUAUACUUAACUUUAAUAGAUUAUUUUGUAACGUGAGGCAAGCAGCACAUAGAGAGAACUACAAAUUGUUGAGGAAAACCUGGAUUUAGAGAAAAGUCCUGUUAUUCGGAGAUGGGUUCUCCAGGCUUAUGAACCUGAAUGUCUUCAACGUGGUGUGAAAAAAGCAAAGCCUUUCCUGGUUAAAUGGUCUUUUUAGUACAGUGCUUGUCAGCGUUUCAUGUCCUAUUGUCUUGACGUUCUGUAGUCACUGAUUUUCAGUUCAGCCAUUUAGAGUCUGGUUUCUUCAGUCACCUGUCAUCUUGGAUUUUGCAGAAGUGGCCUACCUCUUAGAUUACCCAUCAUAGUGUAUUAAUUACAGUACCUAAAAUUACUUAAACACGUAGAGUCUUUUUUCUAAGGAUUUGAUUCAGAAUCUUUAUAUUCUUCAUCUCUUGUAAACAGGAAAACAUAAUCCAAGCAGUUCCUUUUUUUCCCUCUGAAUGAUAACAGAUAUCAUAGAUGUCCUUUCAAGAGGAAAAAAUUCCUCCCUAACAGCUCACCAGUUUGUGAUCAUACUCUCUUGAUACAAUAGCACAUCAGUAGAUUGUCUGCAUGGUUUCAUUUUGAAAUAUCAGAGGCUGUUAGCUGAUGAGCACAGAUAUUUCGAGGGGAAAAUUGGUGGUAUUUGUGUCAUCAUCCUGGACUCUGGUUCUUUGCCACCUACGUGUAAAUCAAAAUCUAAUAGUAAAAAAUUUGGGGUUUUCCCUCAUGGUUUUACUUUCUGGAGUCCUGUUGUGAGCUGUAACCUGAUACUGAGUUGACAUCUUUUUCUUAAUUAUGUACUAAGAUUAUUUACAGUGACUACUGUGCAGCACAACUCUGUGCUCAUUAAACAGUUGUUCUUGCAAGGUGCAGCUAAUAGAUAAAGAUAUUGCCCUCUUAAAGCUUGGAGCAUUAGAGCUGGUCUUUGACCUAUAAUUCCCUGGUUUUGAUUCCAUCGUGUUUUCUUCCUAAAAAUCACAUGGGUUUUAAACACCUAGUUUUAAAGUGAGAGAGAAUGUGUAUUUGAGCUCAUGUGUAGGCUGAUGCCUGUUACACCCAUCCCAGACCUACUUGUCCCCACCUCCAGAUGAGGAGGUGGGGCAGGGAAAAUCCUGAGGGAUGAGCCGGCAGAUGAGAUUAUCAAAACCUACAGCCACAGCCCUCUGUUUGAAAGAAAUGUGAAAAAUCUAGCCUUAAAUUUUAUCAUGUUUCCUGUAUGGGGAGUUUGUCUGGGAUGGACUUCAGUAACCCACUUCGGGAACUUUUAGAUAUAUUUUCAGCAGAUUAAUACUGAAUUAUGCUCAUAAUACAAAAGAGAUUUUAUAGUUCAUAGGCACAUUUCAUAUUCCUCUGAUCAUGCUCCAUCUGAUAAGUAUGUAACUCAGCAAAAAUGAAGGAGGAGGUACGUCUUUUUAUAGCUUCAGUGAGUAAAACCAGUUUGUGGAAAGCUCUAGCGUUGUCCCAACUGACAAAAGGGAGAGGGUCAGAUUGCACAUCUAGAAGCACGAUCAAGCAGAAGAGCCAAUAAUUAAAUUAACUUGUACACCAGUAAAUAAAUGUCUUUGAAUAAAAAAGUUUAGUUCACAUUCUUUCUUGAUUUGCAAUAUUGCCGAGUCAGAGUCUUUACAAAAUGAAGGCAUAAGAAAUGCUUAUCUCAGAUGAAAACACACCUACCAGCAAAACCAAACAAUAAUAGAGCUGUUUCUGGUUAAGCUCACCAAGUGAGGCAUAUAAAAUUUAACCAUGUUGAUACAUUAAGAUCUUCUGAAAGAGGCUAGGUGGAUGAGUUUAUUAGAAGUUAGAAUAAGAAACUGAAAUAGUUCAUAGGUUGUACUUUACAAAUACCAGUUGCAUACAUAAUGAUUUUCCUCUAAUUUCUACACCAAGAUGCUUUUUUCUUAUUUAACUACAUAAGUCAUAAGAUUUCCUUAAUGCUUGCUGUUAAAAAGAAUUGAAAGGCUUCAAGAAAAGUAGCAUGUUUGCCUUCCAGUUAUCUUCAGGUGCUAAUGUUGAACGAGGCUCUGCAGCCUGGUGCUUGGUAUCGGAUAUGUUUCCAGCUGCAACAGAAGAAAGAUCGACCUUGGCACACUCAGUGGCAAAACUAGUGUUGAAUGGAAUGAGGAUAGUGAUGUUGAUUCUCUGAAUUUAGUCUAUUUCACAAUGUGAUACGCAUCUUUGUAUUUAAGACUAUUUGAGAAUCAUUUCAGCAACUGAAUGAGUGGUAGUGGUCACACCUACUGUUCACAAUAGGAUUUGUUUUCUGGAAUAUUUAGAUCUUGCUUUAGAGAUGAAUACACAAAAAUAGACAAGUAGUCUAGCUCGCAUUUUCACCUGUGCUUAACUUAAUGCUCGUAAGUUUUACUGCCAGGUAUUUCCUGAUUUCAGCAUCUUCCUGUUUUAUCUAUAUACCACUUUUUCUUUUAUAAACUGUUUAAUCAUUCUUUAAACUUUCCCCCGAUUGAAAAGAUUGUCAGCCUUUCUUAAGGUUUUUGGCAACAGUAUUCAUGCUUGAUUUUUAAUGCCUUUCUAAAGUUAAGCGUAAUUGUACUGAGGUAGAAACUAUGAAGGAAGCAAGCAAGCACUGAAUGUUUUAGAUCAAAAUCUUCCUGGCAGCACAUCCUUAACCAUCAGCACUGAAAAGUAUCUUAAUUGUAGUCAUUAUGCUAAGAUAUAUAAUUGAAAUAAACUUUACUUGUCCAAGAGAUUUCUGACUAGUUGUGUUAUUAAUGUAGUUUUGAUUAGUACUGGCAGUCUGCUGAUGCUCAAAGUUUUUAGGUCACAUAGUUUGAGAAAAAUGUGUUACGAGCAUCUAGCUCAAGAUCUAAAAAGCAGAGGGGGUAGGGAAGACAGUUAUUUCUAAAUCCAGAUUUAGUGCCAAAUAUUAUUGUAUUUCUGUGCAUAUUGCUACCUUUAGCAGAAUUUUCUGCCUGCUCAGUGUGUGUAUACAAUGUGAGUUUUUUAGAUAUCCAUGUUAGAGUGCACAGCUUUGAGCUAAGAGCUUGGCAGGGUGGAUUCUGAGUUUGUCCAUUCUGGAAGAGCACUUCAGAAAUCUUCAGACUAGUUUUGGCCUCAAUGAAGAUCAUUGACUGGAAAUAAAUUUCUGACACUUCAACUAGUGUAUUAAUGCAGUUCUUGGGGAGAGUGUGUGAUGGGAUUAGGGAGGUAUUAGGGAGUAUGUAAUUGGUCCCACUUUUGUGUCCUACUGGAAUCCUGUACCUGAUUCUUUCUGGUAUCCACAAUUCAGUCACUUGAAAAAUUGGAGAACCUGAAGGGUAGUCACCAGAUGAAAUAUGAUUUGGCAGAAGGUUGUAAAGAACAAAACUUUUUUUUUGGGCAAGGAAUCUGAGGAGUGACUUCUCAGUCCAGAAGUACAUACAUGGAGACUAGAAAUGUAAAUAGCGAAGCCUGUUCAGUCUAGCAAAGGUAUUGUGAGAUUCAGCCAGUAGAGUGUGAAACUAUAGAUGUCUAGGCUAGAAAGUACAUACUUUUAACAGUGACAGUAAUUAGUUAUUGGAAUGGCUCGCAUUAAAUGGCUAGGUUUCACCACUGCUUUCUGAAGGUUAAAUAAAUUGAGUCCUAUGUAUGUUUUCAAUUAAGAUCAGGCUAAAUAUUUGUUAUGAUUCCUUUGACCCUGACUCUCUAUAAAGAUUGAAGUGAAAAUGAUUGAGACUGGAAUACAUGAUCAUUUAAACGUUUUGGACAGUAUUUUUCAAAUCCUUUGAAAAUACAUGUGCACCUUGAGUCUCCUGCCUUCACGACUGCUGGAUUGUAGAUAUGCUUUAGGGUUAAUUUAGGAAAGAAGGAAUGUGGUUUUGAGCUACACUGACCUUUCAUUGGUGCACUGAACCAGGUGGUUGAAAAUUUAGCAGGACUUUAUUAGGCUUCCUCUAAAAUUCGUGGUAUUUGUAACCCAGACUAAACAUUGGUGUGGGAGAGUGGUAGUAAACAACUGCAGCCUUCACUUAGCUCAGUAAUGUUGUCUUUUAAAUGGUGUUCUUGCAGAAAGGAGGAGGUAUGGGAAAGGUCUAGGACUUACAGACAAGGAAGGGAAAACUCCUGGUAGAGAGAAGAAUGUAAUGCCAAAAUAGAACUGGGUAAAAAUACAAACACCCAUGUAGUUAAUUAGCACUUCAGUGUUGGAUGUGCAAAGACAACUGGAGCAUUUGAUCUGAAGAUCCUCACAAAGAGUAUGGAACACCUGUAGGGUCGAAAUUUGGGGACAUGUGACCACACUGAAUAGAGAGGAAACUUGAGUUUCAGCUACUGUUCUGGUGGGAAUAACACCUGUUUGUAUAAAAUAUAUCUACAAGGGAGAAAACUGAGACCUUAUUAGAAUAUAGAUUUGUCCAGCACUUGGGGUAUUCACCAGAAACUUGGGAAAUGGCUUCCAGAUACCCACACUCGUCAGUGCCGAUUCAGACCUGCUCAGAGCCUGUAGUUGUCUGAGGAAGUAGCACAGCUGGGACAACCCAGUCUAUUAAUAUUCAAGACAGCAAGCUUAAAGCUAGUUCAGUUACAUCUGUGCAAGCUGUGGCUGCACCUUUAAACUGCCUAGAUCACAUUUGGAGUGCAAUUUACUAUUCUUGUCUUACAAUAAACCAAAAAUGUUUAUUUUAGAAAGAGUGUCCAAAAUGCUAAUUACAUGUGAGAAUACAGUGUGUUUUCAUCUGUAUGUGGAUAAUCCAACCCUGACUGUUCUGAAAGUGUGGAAAGACUUAGGACCCAUAUUUUGAGAGUUGUAGGUGGAGCAGAUAACUGCAUUACUGUGUCAGCUUCUAUUGGAUUUAUGUUUACAUAAACAUCCUUGAAGAUCUAGUGUAAUCGGCUUUUCGUAGUGAUUUCAACGUGAAGUGCUUAGUGUACACUGAAGGAUAAUCAGGCGGCUCUCUCUGAAGGAGGGGUGAGAAGGCAUUUGCUGUAGGAAGAUGCCUGGGAAGUCAGUUUUGUGCCUCUUCUGCCUGUGCAUUCUCUGCACAUUGUUACACGCUGUUCUUUACUGAAGGGUUUACGUUCCGAGUCCUGACUCCCGGGCAGUAAUCUGUAGCAUGCCUGAGUUGUAAGGUCAGAGUCCAAGACACACAUCUUUCUCUUUGGAAGAAUGUUAAUUAAUGCAUGUUUUCUAUAUCUGUAAUCUGGGAUGAAACUGGUGCCUAUUUAAUAGACAGAGACCCGACCUACUUUGGGCCAGUGCUGAACUAUCUCAGACAUGGGAAACUGGUUAUUAACAAGGACCUAGCUGAGGAAGGUGUACUGGAAGAGGCUGAAUUCUACAAUAUCACAUCACUAAUAAAACUGGUAAAGGACAAAAUAAGAGAAAGAGACAGCAAAAUCUCACAGGUGCCAGUCAAACAUGUGUACAGGGUGCUGCAGUGCCAGGAAGAGGAACUCACUCAAAUGGUUUCCACAAUGUCCGAUGGCUGGAAGUUUGAACAGCUUGUCAGUAUAGGUUCCCAGUACAGCUGUGGCCGGGCCCAGCAGUCAGAGUAUCUGCUGAUAGUGUCACGAGAAGUGAAAGGGGAAGAGAGAUGCUUCCAGAAAUGCUGCAGUGAGCUGGUCAGUAUUGGUUCUUCCUAUAACUAUGGCAAUGAAGAUCAGGCUGAAUUUCUGUGUGUUGUCUCAAAGGAAUUGCAUAACACUCCCUAUGGCACAACCAGUGAACCCAGUGAAAAAGCAAAGGUAUAUGUUGUGCCUGGGGGGAGGUGGGAAACUUUAAAAAAUUUCUUUUUGGUGGAGAGGUUUCUGACAGCUGUGUUCAGGAAUCUUGACUGGACCUUGGGACCUGUUGUCUCAGUAGUUCUCUCUUUGCCAGCGUUAAUCCUCUAAUCUGCAAUCUAUUCAUUAGUGUCUGAGUUGGUCUCAUGAAUCAUACGACUGAAAUUCUGGUAUCCAGUGAUGUAUACAGAAUAAUGUGCUAAUGUACUGGGACUUUUAGAAGCCAUGAGAAAGUCUUCCUAUUACUUUUACAGCAGGUUGGGUUAGAGACAAUAAAAAACUGCCAGUAUGUAAUUUUUACUGACAAGCAUUUCAAUUUUAAUUAAUAGUACUGGACUUUCAGAAUAGAGAAAAGCAUUUUUCUGAUAGCCCAUCUAACCAAGCUUCACCUUCAUUCCUUCCUAGAGACUGUUUUUCUUGUCUUUUCUUUUUUUUGGAACACAGUUUGCAUAGUAAGUUAGUAGCUGACUUCUGUGUAACCUUCUGUUACACCUCAGCGAAGGGAAUUAACGGCAUUUGGAACAUUGACUUUAAAUGGUUCCAGUGGCUUUUACUGGUAGCCAUAGCUACUGAAGGGUAACCUGUAUUCCCGUGAGCAUUCUUUUCUUUCCUACCGCUUUAUUGACUUGUCACUCUUGGGACAAAUGACCAAAGCUUGUUCAUAAUGUCUGCAUCCAAAGUUAGAUUCUCAAGUGAUAUCCUUUCCCAUCCGUGGCGAAGAGUACACGGAGUUUAAGGUACCAGCUUUACAGUUUUAUUUAAAUUUUCUCUGUACUUACAGUCCCUAUUGUUAUGUUGCAUGGCACUAUUGGCUUCUAUCUGCUGACUUCAGGACAUUUGAAAAAGGGAAUUUUCGUGAAAUCUGUAAUGGUCCUUGAAAUUUUCUGCUGUCAUACUUUCUUACAAAAAGUGGGAGUCUCAGAUAAAAGUAAAUAAAUGUAAUUCCCAGAUGCUUCAAGUGUAAGUGGACUGUACUUUCUUGCAGCUCUGACUCACUUGCAAUCUCUUCUUUUCCCUUCCUUUCUCUAUACUUGCUGCAUGC